Molecule: messenger RNA, 1254 nt
Organism: Mirounga angustirostris (Northern elephant seal)
Lineage: Eukaryota; Metazoa; Chordata; Mammalia; Carnivora; Phocidae
Gene: PGK2
Product: phosphoglycerate kinase 2
Exons: 1
Coding region: 1-1254 (417 amino acids)
Biological process (GO): glycolytic process; gluconeogenesis
Cellular component (GO): extracellular exosome; sperm fibrous sheath; cytosol
Molecular function (GO): phosphoglycerate kinase activity; ATP binding; ADP binding
Source: RefSeq, a predicted model, not a curated record
AUGUCUCUUUCUAAGAAGUUAACUUUGGACAAGCUGGAUGUUAAAGGGAAGCGAGUCAUCAUGAGAGUAGACUUUAAUGUUCCCAUGAAGAAGAGCCAGAUUACAAAUAACCAGAGAAUCAAAGCUUCCAUCCCAAGCAUCAAGUACUGUCUAGAUAAUGGAGCCAGGUCAGUAGUUCUUAUGAGUCAUCUGGGUCGACCUGAUGGUGUUCCCAUGCCAGAUAAAUACUCAUUAGAGCCUGUUGCUGCUGAGCUCAAAUCCUUACUGGGCAAGGAUGUUCUGUUUCUAAAGGACUGUGUGGGCCCAGAAGUGGAGAAAGCCUGUGCCAACCCGGCUGCUGGUUCAGUUAUCCUACUGGAGAACCUACGCUUUCAUGUGGAGGAAGAAGGAAAAGGCCAGGAUCCUUCUGGAAAUAAGCUUAAAGCUCAGCCAGAUAAAAUAGAAGCCUUCCGAGCAUCACUCUCCAAACUAGGGGAUGUCUAUGUCAAUGAUGCUUUUGGCACUGCUCACCGGGCCCACAGUUCUAUGGUGGGAGUGAAUCUGCCCCAGAAAGCAUCUGGGUUCCUGAUGAAAAAAGAGCUGGACUACUUUGCCAAAGCCUUGGAAAACCCAGAGAGACCCUUUCUGGCUAUACUUGGUGGGGCCAAAGUGGCAGACAAAAUCCAACUUAUCCAAAAUAUGCUGGACAAAGUCAAUGAGAUGAUAAUUGGUGGUGGAAUGGCUUUUACCUUCCUUAAGGUACUCAACAACAUGGAGAUUGGUGCAUCCCUCUUUGAUGAAGAAGGGGCCAAGAUUGUCAAAGAUAUCAUGGCUAAAGCCAGUAAGAAUGGUGUGAACAUUACCUUUCCUGUCGACUUUGUCACUGCUGACAAGUUUGAGGAGAAUGCUAAGGUUGGCCAAGCCACUGUAGCAUCAGGCAUACCUGCUGGCUGGAUGGCUUUGGACUGUGGUCCUGAGACCAACAAGAGGAAUGCUCAAGUUGUGGCCCAAGCCAAGCUAAUUGUGUGGAAUGGACCUGUAGGGGUAUUUGAAUGGGAUGCCUUUGCUAAGGGAACAAAAGCCCUCAUGGAUGAAAUUGUGAAAGCCACUUCCAGGGGCUGUAUCACCAUUAUAGGAGGUGGAGACACUGCUACUUGCUGUGCCAAAUGGAACACUGAAGAUAAAGUCAGCCAUGUGAGCACUGGAGGAGGUGCCAGUCUGGAACUCCUGGAAGGUAAAGUCCUUCCUGGGGUGGAAGCCCUCAGCAGCCUGUAG